Candidula unifasciata is the source of this 468-nucleotide messenger RNA. The record is from the annotation of a GenBank genome assembly. Lineage: Eukaryota; Metazoa; Mollusca; Gastropoda; Stylommatophora; Geomitridae.
AUGUCACGGAUUCGUUUAACGCUUAUAAUUCUGACCAUUUGUGUCUGCAGAAGCUAUCAGUUACAUGCGAAAAUGAAUGAAGCGGGCUUGUGCAGCGACACGACUGUUUCAGUCAAUGGCGGGAAAAUUCGCAUACAAUACAGUAAACAGUUUAGACUGCAGUGCGAUGAGGGUUACGUGUCGCCCUGGUCCAGUCCCAACCAGUCUUACAUCUACCAAUGUGAAAACGGAGUACUGAAAAGGAAGAUACCCGAAGGAUGUGUAGUGAAGCGACUUGCAUAUCGAAAGAUGAGAUUCCAGAUAUUGCUGGCUAAAACAGAGAAAACGGCGGAACUUUGCGGAAAUGCACAGAAACAAGCAGAGCUGUCAAAACGUUACAAUGAGACUGUGGAUAAGUCUGCACAGGGUCUUCAAAACAAACUCUACAUUACAAACUGUUCAGUGCCCAUAAAUCCACAAGAUUAUGUG